AUGUUUAGAGAGAUUUAUAAAGGUACUAAACCCCCUCUUCCACCUUUUAAUAGUAGUAGUAAUGAUAAUAAAAUAAAACAGGAUCGUGAUGAAGAAGAGGAAGGAGAGGAAGAAGAAGAAAGUAAUAUUGAUAAAGGUGAAAUCAUUAAACAAGUUGAAUGGAAUCAAUAUUGGGACAAUAGGUUAACAUUAAAUAUUCAAGACAAUCAAUUCCAAUUAUAUGAAGCAAAUACAUUUGUUAUACCAACAACAGCAUCAACGAAUCAAGCUGAAGAGGAACAACAAACAAAUAUAAUCAAUAAUCACAAGAUUGUUGGUAACAAGAUAAAUAAUGAUGAUCAACCAUUCUUGUUUGUACUCUUACAUGGUGGAGGUUAUACAUCAUUAACAUGGUCAUUAUUAAUUCAACAAAUCAAAACAUCCAAUAUCACAAAUAGAAAUUGUAGAGUGAUGGCAUAUGACCUAAGAGGUCAUGGAUCAACAAAAACAACCAAUGAUAAAGACUUUUCAAUAGAAACUCUAGUCAAUGAUACUGUCAAUGUAGCCAACACUUAUCAACAACAAUUGGUUGAAUCAACGUCGUCAUCAUCAUCAUCAUCAUUCAAAGUAAUAUUGGUUGGACAUAGUUUAGGUGGAGCAAUUGCUGUAAAGAGUGCAAAUAGAAUUAAUAAUAUUAAUGCAUUGGUGGUUGUUGAUGUGGUAGAAGGUAGUGCCAUGUCUGCUCUAUCAUCGAUGAGAUCUAUCAUUGCCAAAACACCAAAAUUCUUUAACAGUGUCAGCGAUGCAAUCAAAUGGAGUGUCGAUAGCAACACUCUUCAAAACCUAGAGUCUGCUCAAGUCAGUGUACCAUCUCAAAUCAAACCAACAGAAAACAACAAAUUCACUUGGAUCACAGACUUGAUGUUGACAGAACCAUAUUGGAAGGAUUGGUUUUCGAAUCUUUCCAAAGAGUUUUUGGCAUCAAAAGCUGUCAAAAUGUUAAUUCUUGCUGGAUCAGAUAGAUUAGAUAAAGAAUUGACAAUUGCCCAAAUGCAAGGAAAGUUUCAAUUAAUUCUUCUUCCAUCUUGUGGUCAUAUAAUUCAAGAAGAUAGUCCUAAAUUAACAUUUAAUGCACUAUUACAAUUACUUCAAAGAUUGGGUCCAAUAAUGAGACCCAUAUACCAUCCUACGUCAUCUUAG
Molecule: messenger RNA, 1179 nt
Organism: Cavenderia fasciculata
Lineage: Eukaryota; Evosea; Eumycetozoa; Acytosteliales; Cavenderiaceae
Gene: ppme1
Product: protein phosphatase methylesterase 1
Exons: 3
Coding region: 1-1179 (392 amino acids)
Biological process (GO): protein demethylation
Molecular function (GO): protein methylesterase activity
Source: RefSeq, a predicted model, not a curated record